Salvia miltiorrhiza (redroot sage) is the source of this 1024-nucleotide messenger RNA. RefSeq names its product protein DEHYDRATION-INDUCED 19 homolog 4-like. The record is from RefSeq and is a predicted model, not a curated record. The transcript is spliced from 6 exons. The coding region runs from base 143 to 793 and encodes 216 amino acids. NCBI's taxonomy places the organism in Eukaryota, Viridiplantae, Streptophyta, Magnoliopsida, Lamiales, Lamiaceae.
UCGAAAUGUCUGACCAUAGAAAAUUUGGUAGGGAGCUUCAUUUCUCUGGCUCUCUUUCUUCAUCAAUUUCUCCGAAGCUUCCCCGUUUUCAGCCCUUUUAUAUUAAUUAUCUCUUUUCUUUAUAGAUAAUAUUUACACGGAAAUGGAGUCCGAUUCGUGGUCUCGGAUUUCGAGUUACUCUAGGCGUUAUCGAUCUCGAUCAGAUGUAUAUCAUGGAGAAGAGUUUGAAGGAGAGGAAGAGCUCAAGUCCGAGUUUCUCUGUCCAUUUUGCAGUGAGGAUUUUGAUGUAUUAGGGCUUUGUUGUCAUGUUGAUGAAGAGCACCCCGUUGAAGCUAAGAAUGGGGUAUGUCCCAUUUGUGCAAAAAGGGUCGGAUCAGAUUUGGUUCACCAUCUGACCAUGCAGCAUGCAAGUUUACUAAAGGUGCAGCGAAGGAGAAGACUGAGGAAAGGUGUAUCUAAUUUUCCACUUUCCAUCUUCAGAAGAGAGUUGAGGGAUGGAGGAAGCCUACAUUCCCUUCUUGGUGGAUCUUCAAUUCCGGUUUCUUCCUCACAUAUAGAACCCGACCCACUGUUAACGUCGUUCAUAUACAAUCCACCCGAUGCUGAUGAGUCAUCAAGUGUUCGACCUUUAUCAUCUGUCGAGGAGUGCACAGUUGUCGACAACCAUGCAGGGGAUUUGUGCAACAGAGUCGUGCAAAAGUGCCCAUUGUCGGAUGAAGAUCUGAGGGAGAAGACUCGAAGGUGUGAAUUCGUGCGGGGCCUUGUGAUGUCGACUUUUCUUGAUGAUUUAUGAGCAAUGAUAUAUGGGGGGGUUUUGAAAAUGGAGACCUAUUUUCGGAGAGAUUAAGGUUGUGAGGAAACAGCCAGAGUGAGGAAAUAGAGCUAAGUUGUCUCUUUCUACCUAGUAUGUGAUGUAUGUGACAACAUAUUUAUGUGCAGAAUAAAACUAUGAAUCUACUAGUAUGUAAUAUGCAUUUAUAUGCAUGUUGUUUUCACAUAAGCCCAUCCUUUGGAUGUGGUGUAA